CCCACCAUCAUCAUUCCCCAGCCGCCACUCGGACAUUCACAGUCAGACAUACUUCUUUGCGCCUCAAUUUCAAGAUGGCCUCGAUACCGUCCGAUGCGUUCUCUACAAUCAAGAAAAUGCACGAAUGCCCGAUGGUCAAUCAUCCGGUCCUGGACUUGGACCCAGGACGAUACAAGCGCCAGAUCGAACAUUUUGAGUACUACUGGGGCCUCGAAAAAGGAGGCAUCGACCUCGAAUCACCGCUCAACCGCAUACUCCUCCGCGCAGACAUGUCGGAGAGGCUGAAGAAACGAGAAUGGACGAUCAUGCCGACGCAAGAAACGCUGCAAGCCAUACUCAGCAUGGCCGAGCACAACAAGACCGCCACUUUGCACGAACGUCGACAUUGUCUACUGGAGCUAAAUUCGCAAGAAUACGAGUACGAUUUUGUCCCUCUCCAUCUUCUCAAGCGCGGCGGUCAUCCUUCGCUGUACGUCAAUCGCGGCAGGAGCACGAGAGCGGUUCGGGCGCCUUACAAAUCCAUGCCACGCAUCCGGUCGCAGGCCCACCCUCUGUUUGUCCUCUGGAUGGCGAGCGAAAUACUGGACACAACUGCCACCUUCGUUAUGCCCGAGGAUCAAGCAAAGGCCAUGAUGUUUCCUCUCAGUCGCAUCAUCUUGUGCUGGCUCAACGAACCCCCCGAGGAGUGGUACAUGGGUGCAAACGUCUGGAAGCCUCACCGCCACCCCCUCAGCGAUGACGGGUGCGAGGUGCGCCCCACGCUCUGCACCUCGCGGGAGACCAACGCGGCGCAAGGGGGCAAGGUGCGCCGAUCGACGCGCGCACCGUGCAGGCAGCCAAAGACGAAGGCGAGAGCUGCCUCCAAGCCCUACGCGCGACUGGACGCCCGUCAUCCCACCCAACGAACGUCUGCCCUGCCGCACCCCGGCGUCGAGUCCGCCGACGAUGUCGAAGGCGGCAUGGGUCGCGAUCGUGCGGACAUCCUCGCAUGGAUCGACGACGCUGCAUCAUCCACAUCUGGCGGUGUCGCGUGUCGACGGCGUACACGCGCGUCAUCCUCGUGGCCGUCGACGUGGCUCGAGGCGGAGGAGAAGGAGGAUGCGGAGCUGGCCCGCUAUCGCCGCGAGCGCGCCCGCGACGCCGACGACGCCCUCAAUCCGACGACCAACGUCCUUCUCGGUAGCGGCCUCAUAAUCGGCAACGGCGUCGAUUGGUCGGGGUACUCGAGCAACAACUGGGCGGCGCGCAUAUACGAUGUCUGCCUCCUUGGUCAAGACCCAUACGCGGCCGCCCCCGAGUGAUCGUUCAGGUCCAUCCCGGCAUAUCUUCCUGCUGACGCACUAUGCGCGCCAUCGAGGCUGAUCGCGACUCUUCCCGCCGUCGAGGACGCCGUCAUCGUCCCGUCCGCCCUCGUCGCUCGCCUUCGCCACUCACCAGCGCUGCAUGCAGCCUUUUCUCGCCCUCCAGGUCCAUGAGACCGGGCGUAUAGCGCUCGACUCGAGGCGGUCUGCCGCCUGCGCCAAGGGCAAGCCAGGCCCAUACUGUACAUACAGAGCGUAGUAUAGUUUGUGAUUGUUGGUUGCAAAAAUGUAGCUGUAGAUCAUCAAAAAGGACUGGCAUGCGAUUCUGCG
Schizophyllum commune H4-8 is the source of this 1631-nucleotide messenger RNA. RefSeq lists its product as uncharacterized. The record is from RefSeq and is a predicted model, not a curated record. The transcript is spliced from 4 exons. Lineage: Eukaryota; Fungi; Basidiomycota; Agaricomycetes; Agaricales; Schizophyllaceae. Bases 75 to 1301 code for a protein of 408 amino acids.